CCUGGGUAGUCACUGUCGAAGAUUUUCUCUCAUUUUCUCACUAUAUGGGUUUCCAACAUUAUUGAAAGAGUUGUUUUUUCAUUUCACUUCCUCAUUAUUGAAAGGAAUUUCAGAUGAACAAGCAAUGAACAAAUCACAAGCAUUCUCGUGGUCGCGUCUCAUCCUCAAUCAACCCAUUAAAAAUCCAACCAAAGCCCCACUCCGCUUCUCCCGGAAAAUCUCCACUUCCCCACACUUUCCCACCUCUCAUGCGCCCAAGCCCUCGUUUUCGUUUUCUGGGAAGACCCAUUAUUCCACAGUAUCAUCCAGAGCGGCCCAAGACCUUCUUGCCGAGGUAGAGAGAGAAAAGCAGAGAGAAAGAGAGCAGCGGAAAAGGGCUGGUCUGGACACCAAAGACAUUGAUCAAGAAGAUGAGGAGGACUACUUGGGUGUUAUACCAUUGAUUGAGAAGCUCGAUAAGGAGAAGCUCAAGGGAGAUACUGGGGACUUGAACUUGUAUGAGGAGCCUACUGAUUCUGAUAGCGACGAAGACGACGAAAGGUUCACGCCCGAUGCCGUCAAGAAGAGGUUUGAUGAGUUUCAGAAGAAGUUUACGCGCCACGAGGAGUUGCUCAAGAACUUCACCGAGGCUGGAACACUUGAUGAUGCUUUUAAAUGGAUGAAUAAAAUUGACAAGUUCGAACAAAAACAUUUCCGGCUUCGCCCUGAAUAUAGGGUCAUCGGUGAGUUGAUUAACCGUCUCAAAGUAGCUGAGGGCAAGGAUAAAUUCAUUCUCCAGCAGAAACUAAACAGGGCUAUGAGAUUGGUGCAGUGGAAGGAAGCCUAUGAUCCAAACAAUCCUGCCAAUUAUGGACUCAUUCAGCAUGAACAAGUGGAGUCCUCAGUUGAUCUCUUGGAACAUGCUGGAUUUGAAAAAGAAAAGCAAAUUAUACAAGGAGUUGAUGAUGAUGACGAUGAAGAGUUCAAUGACAUGAAGGAGAAAGAUGACAUACUGUUAGAGAAACUUAACACGAUUGACAAGAAACUUGAAGAGAAGCUAGCAGAGUUAGAUCAUACAUUUGGGAAGAAGGGUAAGGUUCUAGAGGAAGAGAUCAGAGAUCUAGCAGAGGAAAGAAAUGAUUUGACAGAGAAGAAGAGAAGACCCCUCUACAGGAAAGGCUUUGAUGUUAAAAUAAUCAAUGUGAACCGAACUUGUAAAGUUACAAAGGGGGGGCAAGUGGUCAAGUACAGUGCCAUAUUAGCUUGUGGGAACUAUCAUGGUGUUGUUGGUUAUGCUAAAGCAAAAGGCCCAGCAGUCCCUAUUGCUCUUCAGAAGGCGUAUGAGAAAUGCUUUCAGAAUCUACACUACGUAGAACGACAUGAGGAGCAUACAAUUGCACAUGCAAUACAAACAACUUAUAAAAAAACAAAGGUGUAUCUCUGGCCUGCAUCCACUAGGACGGGUAUGAAAGCGGGAAGAACUGUCCAAACCAUUCUAAACUUAGCUGGUUUCAAAAAUGUCAAGUCUAAGGUUGUAGGUUCAAGGAAUCCUCAUAACACAGUUAAGGCUCUCUUCAAAUCCCUUAAUGCGAUUGAAACUCCAAAGGAUGUUCAAGAGAAGUUUGGCCGCACUGUUGUUGAGAAGUACCUGCUGUGAUAGAUGUGUUUAAUCUUGCUUGUUUGCAGAAUUCUUUAAGUCCUGUUAUGUUGGUCUGAAAUAAGCUUGUAUUCACUUAUUAGAUAAUGUGAUAAAAAUGAAAAGUUAUUUAUAUGUUAGUUCUGUACUUGGUUACCCUGGUUGGGAGGGUAGAUGUGAGGAGGAAAAGCAAGUGCUGCGUAAGUCGAAAACGCAAGGUAAAGGACCAAUUCUUUUCUACCAUAAUUUUUCAUUCAAGAGAUUUGUAAUUCAAUUUGUUCCCCCUCAUUCUGCCUAGCACUUGCCACUCUUUUUUAUUUUUAUUUUUUUAUAACAAUUUUUUUGAAA
Messenger RNA from Prunus avium (sweet cherry), 1963 nucleotides. Its product is annotated as Ribosomal protein S5 family protein. Gene Ontology annotation, molecular function: RNA binding; structural constituent of ribosome. Gene Ontology annotation, biological process: translation. The record is from RefSeq and is a predicted model, not a curated record. Lineage: Eukaryota; Viridiplantae; Streptophyta; Magnoliopsida; Rosales; Rosaceae. Gene Ontology annotation, cellular component: ribosome.